CCUGGACACGUCGACGUUCUAUAGGAAGUGCUUUGAGGAGAGCGAGAAAGGAAAUUUCUUUUGCACUGUACAGCACGCUAAAUAUUUGGCUGCAUUUAAAAAAUGGAAACUCUUUACGGGCUUCCAUUUGCUGUGCUAGAAUGUCCAAACAUAAAACUCAAGAAGCCGUCCUGGCUCCACAUGCCGUCGGCAAUGACGGUUUAUGCUCUGGUUAUAGUGUCGUACUUUCUCAUCACUGGAGGGAUCAUCUAUGACGUCAUUGUCGAACCGCCCAGUGUCGGAUCAAUGACCGAUGAACAUGGUCACCAAAGGCCUGUAGCCUUUUUGGCGUAUAGGGUGAAUGGGCAGUACAUCAUGGAGGGUCUGGCCUCCAGCUUCCUGUUCACGAUGGGUGGGCUGGGCUUCAUAAUCCUGGACCGCUCCAACGCGCCCAACAUCCCCAAGCUGAACCGCUUCCUGCUCCUCUUCAUCGGCUUCGUCAGCGUGCUGCUCAGCUUCUUCAUGGCCCGCGUCUUCAUGAGGAUGAAGCUGCCGGGCUACCUGAUGGGAUAAAGAUGAGCGUGUGGACAGCGACAUCAGAGAAGGGGGGGGGGGGGGGGGGCAAGAGAGAGAGGGGGGGAGACCACAGUGGGCUCUGCUGCUUCCUGUACUGGCCUGAAAUGGAGACCAAGGUGCCAUUACUGCAGCAAAGCCCAGCUAGAAACAUUUCAGCACCGACCCAGCACUUGCAGACAACUUCAGGAUGUUCACGUUAUGUGUGAAAUGAAUCGUGCUGUCUUUGUUCAGAUUGUCAUUGGGGAACCACCAUUCCAGAUGUUGUGUGUAUUCCAGAUCAAAGCUAUUGAAUGGGUUUCGCUUUUUGUUCUGUUGAUUUAAAGGUUACUCACCACCCCACCCCACCCAUCCAAAAGAAAAA
Messenger RNA from Anguilla rostrata (American eel), 916 nucleotides. RefSeq names its product oligosaccharyltransferase complex subunit (gene ostc). Gene Ontology annotation, cellular component: oligosaccharyltransferase complex. The coding region runs from base 103 to 552 and encodes 149 amino acids. The record is from RefSeq and is a predicted model, not a curated record. The transcript has 4 exons. Lineage: Eukaryota; Metazoa; Chordata; Actinopteri; Anguilliformes; Anguillidae.